This is a messenger RNA of Cryptotermes secundus, 456 nucleotides long. RefSeq names its product protein GVQW3-like. Bases 1 to 456 code for a protein of 151 amino acids. The transcript has a single exon. The record is from RefSeq and is a predicted model, not a curated record. NCBI's taxonomy places the organism in Eukaryota, Metazoa, Arthropoda, Insecta, Blattodea, Kalotermitidae.
AUGGAGAAAACUAUCGAACAACGUUACGCGAUCACGUUCUGUGCUAAACUGAACAAAAGCCUCGCCGACACUCACCAAAUGAUUCAGGAAGCCUAUGGGGACGCUGCUCUCUCCUAUUCUCAAGUCUCCAGGUGGUUGAAGUUUAAAAUGGUCGGGAAGAGGUGGAGGAUGACCCCCACUCCGGACGGCCGUCAACCAGCAAGUGACAAAGGGUCUCGUGUUCAUGAUCUUUUAAAUACCGAUCGCCGAAUGAUAGCAGAGACUCUCAGUAUUCCGAAAACCACUGUGCACGACAUCGUUACAGACAGGAAACUGGGUCGUCCGCACUCUAAAGGAGAUCGCCGCUACCUGGCAGGUGCACCACGACAACGCUCCCAGCCACACUGCUCUGCGCGUCCGGGAGUUUCUGGCCAAGCACAACUUGGCAACGUUGCCCCAGCCCUCCUACAAUCCUGA